AUGAGCCUAUAUCCAAUAAAUAUUUUAAGAAAUGUAGCUAGAAAAUAUUCAAAAGGAAAAUAUAUAGUUAUUGCUGAUAUAGAUCAUAUGUUUUCAAAAGAUUUUCAUAAAAAAAUGUUAUCUACCGCAAAAAGAGAAUUAAAAGAUAAUAUUACUGCUGUUCUUGUAUAUAGAAUAUUUGAAAUAGACUAUGAAGAUUUAAAAUAUGGACCAAAAAAUAAAAAUGAUUUAAAACAAAUGAUAGAUAAUAAAAAAGCUUUCAUUUUUCAUCAUUCAUAUAAUGGUGCACAUGAUAUUUCAAAACUUGAUGAAUGGUUUUCUAUACCUGAUUCAUUGUCACCAUCAAUACAACAUGAAGAACCAUAUAAUAGAUAUAAUUGGGAACCACAAUUUGUUAGUUUAUCAACUAUACCAUUUCAUGAUGAACGUUUCCCCUAUCCUCAACGUGAUAAUACAAAUUUAAGAUGGGCUUUAUGUAUGGAAGGAUAUAAAUUUUUAAUUGUAAAUGAUGUAUUUAUGUAUCAUUUAGGAUUGAAAAAUAAAAAUGAAUCAAAAAAUGUUGAUAAAGCAAGAAAAUAUUCUAGAGAAAAAUAUGAAAAAGCAUUGGUAGAAUUUAAAAAAGAUAUGAAGCGAAAAUACUUAAAAGAUACUAAAAAAUGUAAUUUUUGA
This is a messenger RNA of Strongyloides ratti, 669 nucleotides long. Its product is annotated as N-acetyllactosaminide beta-1,3-N-acetylglucosaminyltransferase. Bases 1 to 669 code for a protein of 222 amino acids. The transcript has 2 exons. Lineage: Eukaryota; Metazoa; Nematoda; Chromadorea; Rhabditida; Strongyloididae. The record is from RefSeq and is a predicted model, not a curated record.